Nilaparvata lugens (brown planthopper) is the source of this 1734-nucleotide messenger RNA. RefSeq lists its product as uncharacterized. Lineage: Eukaryota; Metazoa; Arthropoda; Insecta; Hemiptera; Delphacidae. Gene Ontology annotation, molecular function: odorant binding. The record is from RefSeq and is a predicted model, not a curated record. Bases 335 to 1324 code for a protein of 329 amino acids. The transcript is spliced from 12 exons.
ACAAGAAGAGAGGAAGAAGAGGAGGAGAAGGAGGAGGGGGUGAUGGAUAAUUAGAAGGAGGAGUAGAGAGAGAGAGAGUUGGAGAAGGAGGUGGAGAAGUAAAGAGAAGAAGUUGAAGUCUGUACAGUUAGCUUCAGUCUGCCAAGCUGUGACGUCUAUUUUUGCAUUGUGACAUUUCAUCAUCACCGUUAUAUUUUGGUGUUGAGAAUCGAACUGACUGUGAUAAAGGAGAUAAUAUUUUGAUAACGCAUCCCCUCACCCAUCCCCUUAGCAAGCCACCAGCCAGCAGUCACCACCUCAGUCAGCCUACAACUUCUGAAUCGCCAGUUGGAGAAUGGAUAUGAUUAGGGUGGUGACUCUCAUCUGCUUUCUUCUGUCAAUUCUCAUUCAUAUGGAAAAUGCCAAUGGAAGGAGGACAGAGACAAAUGAGGAAACUUAUGGCCAGUAUUGGGAGAGGGUAUCUAGAUCUUUUUCCAAUCAACGUUCUUCCUGCUUUAGUAAAUUUUCCAGAACGAAGUCAUCAGUAUCUAUUAAUGACCAGAGAUAUACUGAGAUGGCGGUAGCUUUCAAAUUAAUGUUGACCAUAGUAGGGUUCUAUGGUCCUGCCACAGUUGAAAAUUUGAAACCAGUUCUGAUUGCACACAAAUUUGACAAAAGAGAUUUCAUAUCACUUGCUGAUAAGGAAGAUAGAAAACGAUGGGAUCUCGUUCUGAAGUUACUAUGGAUGAAAGAAUUUCAACAAGAAUAUAAUCCUUUUGAUCACGUGAGAGUACAUGAACAUGACAUGCAGUCAACACCACAGGAAGAAAAUAAAAUAAAAGAAAAGUUUAUUGAAGAAAAACCAAUAGGAGAAAAACCAUAUACUGUACGAGGAGCUUGUUCUAUGCAAUGUUACUUAUCCAAAAGUGAAUAUGAAGGAAUAUACAACAAUAUAGAUGCACAAUUGGGAAACAUCGAGGAAAAUGAGAAACGAAGAAAGCUGUGCACUUAUUCCUGCAUUCUAGAGCGAACAGGACUGGUCGACUCUAAUGGGAAGCUUCGAAGACACAUAAGAUUGGAUCAAAUUUUAUCAGACGUGCAAAAUAUAUUGGGAAAGUUAUUUCCAAAAUCACUCCCAGAAUGUAAGUUUAGCGAUCCGAUACUCUCCAAUCUCAUUGGAAUCAUCAAGGAAGUGAUUGAACGAUGUGCAUCACGUGGUACUGAACAGGAAAUCGACCGCAACACAUUAAAAUACUUCAAUUGUGCCCUAGAAUUGGAAGGCGGAACAGUAAUGAGAAGAUUCAAAAGUAUUUGGAUGCCCAGAGAUGUGGCCAUUGAUGACUAAGGAAGAAAAGCAAGCAGGCAAAAAAUAAAAUCGUGUAAACCCAGCCCGGAAUGAAAAGAAUCAAUAAGAAAAACAAGAAGAGCAAACAGGUUAAAAUCAAAUAUGCAGUGGAAAUGGAAAUAAAUAUAGAAAAAAAUAUUUGGAAAUGUUACACUAUGCGUCUCAUGAGACUCAGUAAGGAUAAAUUGAUGUAUGAAUAAAUAAAUAAAUAAACACAUGGAUAAAAACAUGGAUAAAUAGAUGAAUGAAUGAAUAAAUAGAUAAAUAGAUUAAUGAUAAAUUAAUAGAUUAAUAACUAAAUGAAGGAAUGAUUGAACGAUUAAAUGAAUAAAUACAAAAAUUAAUAGAUAAUUGAAUUAAUCAUUAAAUGUAUGGAUAAAUAAAUGAAUAGAAAAUGAUUGAUUGAUUGA